Botrytis fragariae is the source of this 4554-nucleotide messenger RNA. Its product is annotated as putative dicer-like protein 2 protein. The record is from RefSeq and is a predicted model, not a curated record. The coding region runs from base 1 to 4554 and encodes 1517 amino acids. Gene Ontology annotation, biological process: siRNA processing. NCBI's taxonomy places the organism in Eukaryota, Fungi, Ascomycota, Leotiomycetes, Helotiales, Sclerotiniaceae. Gene Ontology annotation, cellular component: cytoplasm; nucleus; RISC complex. Gene Ontology annotation, molecular function: ATP binding; RNA binding; ribonuclease III activity. The transcript has 6 exons.
AUGAAGGUCCAUAAAUUCCCAAAAUGGACAACUAUACGCGGAAACAAGAAACCCCGGUCGCAAAAACAAACGCCUCAUCCCAACCACAACUCUCUAUCUCGCAAGCCCACAUCGCUCCUCCACAACUCGUCACUUCCAGUUAGGUUUUUUAGUCUAACUCAUCAUUUUCGUUCUUCGCCUUGUUUCGUGGACAUGGAAUACCCUUCAAAACCUGUCACUGACCCGAAUACUGGUGGUAGCCUUAUCGAUGGUCGAAAUGGGAUUGAAGCGGAUCUGAUUGCUUUGACGUCUGGGGAAGGACUUAAUGAAACUGUAGAGGAUUUAUGUAGUGAUACUUCAGAGUCGAAUGUUGAAACUGAGGAUGAUGAUAGCAAUGCAGGGGAGAAAGGAGGGAACGUGAUAGUAACACCGAGAACAUACCAGCUGGAAAUGUUGGAAGAAAGUUUGAAAAGGAAUGUCAUCGUUGCGAUGGAUACAGGAAGUGGCAAGACACACGUGGCCGUCCUCCGAAUGCUAGCGGAGCUCGAGCGGAUGAAGCCCGACAAGAUGAUAUGGUUUCUUGCGCCUACCGUUGCGCUUUGUGCUCAGCACCACGAAUAUCUCCAGCUUAAUAUUCCCUCGGUUUUGAUCAAACUGCUUAUUGGUGCUGAUGGCGUGGAUCGAUGGACAGAGCAGAGACAGUGGGAUGCGAUCUUGAAGGACGUCAAAGUAGUCGUAUCUUCCUAUCAAGUUCUCUUGGAUGCCCUUACACACGGGUUCGUACGUAUGGGGCGUCUCUCGUUGAUCAUUUUUGAUGAAGCACAUAAUUGUGUAAAUAAAGCACCAGGGGCUAAGAUUAUGAAAUCUUUUUACCAUCCGUAUAAAUCGACAUCCCCACUACCUUAUAUCCUGGGCCUUUCGGCCAGCCCUGUCAUGAGAUCUAGUCCGCAAUCUUUGAGUGAUAUCGAAGAGACUUUGGAUGCCGUUUGCCGCACGCCAAAAAUACAUCAAGCAGAUCUUCGACUUCGAGUAAAGCUGCCACUGCUAUCUAUAAUCCACUACUACCCAGAGCCAAACAUCAUCAUGACGAAGACUGUAGCGAGCCUGAGAAAUGUAGUGCAAAGCCUCAACAUUUUUGAAGACCCUUACGUUUUGACACUAAAGAGAAGCGACAGCGAAAGAAGUCAACGUGAGCUGGCGAAAGUACUCAAGAGUUUCAAGACAUAUAGUCAAAUUCAAUUGAAGUCAAUUAACAAAACUAGCAACGAGAUUAUCCUUGUUGAGCUAGGCCCCUGGGCUGCAGAUUACUAUAUCUCAGCAGUGGUGACGAGAUACUUGAAGGCAAUGUCGGCAAAAGAUACUUUCACUGUUGAAGAUUUACAAGCUGCCGAGAAGCUAUAUAUUUCCAAGGCUUUGAGACAAGUCGAAAUCUCCCCUUCACUCCUCUCGGGUACAGACAAAAUUUCUAACAAGGUUGAAAAGCUACUGGAGAUAAUUGUGCAACAGAAGCCUCCCUUUUCCGCUAUCAUAUUUGUCCAAGAAAGAGCUACGGUCUCUGUGCUAGCCCAAUUAUUAUCGCAUCAUCCAUUGACAAAAGAACGUUUUAAGAUUGGAACCAUGGUUGGUACAUCCUCACACAGCAAUCGUACAGACCAAAUAGGAGAGCUUGUAGAUAUGAAGCAGCAAAAAGACACUUUGUCAAAUUUCAAGUGUGGAAAGAUUGAUAUCCUUAUAGCUACGAAUGUGCUGGAAGAGGGAAUUGAUGUUCGUGCCUGCAAUCUAGUAAUAUGCUUUAGUAAACCAGCAAACCUCAAAUCUUUCAUACAAAGACGAGGGCGAGCGAGACAACAAGAUUCCAAACUGAUUCUUCUUGACGCUUCGGGCGAUAAAGUGAUAAAAUGGCAUGAGCUUGAACGAAACAUGCGAGAGGAGUACGAAAAGGAAAUGCGAGAAUUACAGCAUAUCUACGAAAUCGAGGCAGCUGAUGAACAGUCGGAAGAUGCCAGAAUUUUGCGAAUAGAAAGCACUGGUGCUCAAUUAGAUCUUGACAGCGCUUUAGCACAUCUCUAUCAUUUCUGUGCAGUCUUGACAACAAAAGAUUUCGUUGAUCUCAGGCCCGAUUUUAUUUACUCCUCCAGUCUGGGAUCUAAAUAUGUUUGGGCAAAGGUCAUUCUGCCUGGAUCGGUUUCUCAAAGUCUGCGGAUUCAUAGAAGCCGCAGAUCGUGGUUGAGUGAGAAAUCAGCUGCAAAGGACGCAGCGUUUGAGGCCUAUUCAGCAUUAUACAAAGGAGGCUUAGUGAACGAUAACUUACUACCCUUGAUGGUGCAUGAUAAAGUCAUCGAUGAGCUGACUUCAAAGCCCGUGGAUACACGCGCAUCUCUUCUGGAGGUGAAAGAGAGAUUAAAUCCAUGGAUUGAUAUUGCUAGAGCAUGGCAAGAGGCAGAACACCAUGCUGGAAUCGUUCGCACAUCGGUUAUGAGCUUUAAUGGGAUGAAGUUGGAACUUUGUCUUCCCAUUGAGCCACCAGCAAUACCCCCGUUGAAGCUUUACUGGAAUUCUGAUACUGAGUUCUUUGUUGACUUUACAAACGAUAUCGAAAUUGGCACCAGCGAGAAUAUGUUAGCGCAGGCCUUGAAUGAUACAAAUCUAUUAUUAUCAGAUCGUGGUCGUAAAGUUCAUAUCCAGUCACGUCGAACAGUUGUGCAAUUUAUCUUGCUUCAAGAUGUGGGCUCACUCAGUUCAGAUUGUGUUCCAGUUGAUCCUAAUGGUAGUAUCAAAAAUACAGGUUUCAUCAGAGAGGUCGGCAAGCUAGAAUCGCCCUAUGUCUUUGAAAAAUGGUUGCCCAGUAAGCCACCAAUCAAUCAAGUCAAAAUUCCUUAUCCAGACUAUUCAGAUGCACCAGAAGACGUCCCACAUCUAGCUGUGGUUAAAGUAAGUCGCCGUGCAGACUUUUUGCACAAGGUACAGAAUGAAAAACCCUCAUCCUCUUCGAAACAAUUUUCCUCUGUCCUCCCUGCUUCGAGAUGUGUGCAAGAUGUUAUGUCCGCACGGUUGUCUCAGUUCGGCAUGAUGAUUCCUUCCAUCACACACCACAUUGAGGUGCAACUCGUCGUAGACCGUCUAUCUAGAACCAUUCUCAGGGAUCUCAAGAUUAGCGACCGGAGUCUUAUCCAGACCGCUCUCACACAUGCUGGUUACUCAUCAGACUCGAAUUACCAACGUCUCGAAUUUCUAGGCGACUCGAUUCUCAAACUGUGUACGUCGAUACAAUUGGUGGCAGCGCAUCCAGAUUGGCACGAAGGAUAUUUGUCGGCUAAGAAAGAUCGUAUCGUGUCCAAUUCACGCUCAUCAAGAGCGGCGGCUGAACUCGGUCUGGAUGAGUACAUAAUGACCAAGAAAUUCACCGGUGCAAAAUGGCGUCCAUUGUAUGUCGAAGAUCUGGUCGUCACAGAACCAAAAACCAGAGAAAUGUCCUCUAAAAUCCUUUCCGAUGUUGUGGAAGCACUAAUCGGCGCAUGCAUGGUUGAUGGCGGCAUUCCCAAAGCCCUCAAAUCUCUGCAACUAUUCUUCCCCGAACUCGACUGGCUCCCUCUAGAAACCCGACAAAUGUCACUCUACCAACAAGCUCCCGAUAAUCUCCACCUCCCUAUCACUCUCCGCCCCGUCGAACACAUCCUCGGCUACACCUUCACCAAAAAAUCUGUCCUCGUCGAAGCCAUGACGCACCCCUCCUACACCGGCGGCACGCAAUCUCUCGAGCGCCUCGAAUUCCUUGGCGAUUCUAUCCUCGACAACAUCAUCGUUACAGCCAUGUGGUCGCACCCCACUCCCCUCUCCCACUUCCACAUGCAUCUCCUGCGCUCGGCGCUCGUCAACGCGGACUUCCUCGCCUUUCUCUGCAUGGAAAUGAGUAUCCACCAAAACGUCACCCAUCUCACCGAAGAAAGCAAUCACCGCAUCCACGAAUCACGCUCGCGACGGCGCGUCUCCCUCGUGAAUUUCCUCCGUCAUUCAAGCGUGUCUUUUUCUAUCUAUCAAAAAGACGCUCUGGCGCGCCAUGCGGAGCUGCGCGAACAGAUUCUCGAGGUGAUAUAUACCGGGGAUAGAUUCCCCUGGGCCCUAUUAUCGCGACUGGAUGCGCGGAAAUUCUUCUCCGAUAUGAUUGAGAGUUUGCUGGGGGCGGUGUGGAUUGAUAGCGGCUCGAUGGAAGUGUGUACGCAGUUAUUGGAAAGAAUGGGAGUUCUUAAAUACAUGCGACGGAUCUUGAAAGAAGGAGUGCGGAUUAUGCAUCCGAAGGAGGAGUUGGGUAUAGUUGCCGAUUCUGAAAAUGUCAAGUAUGUUCUGCGGCGUGAGAAGAUGGGUGGAGAUGCUACGAAUGCGGAUGAUGGUGCAGAUGGAGAGGUGCGCGCGGAGUAUCGAUGUACGGUAUUCGUGGGCGGGGAGGAGAUUGUAGAAGUGGGGGGUGGAGUGAGGAAAGAGGAGAUUCAGGCGAGGGCUGCGGAGGAGGCGGUGCGGAUUUUGAAGGCGAGGGGUCAUGGAAGGGGGAAUGCGGGGGAGGGGAAAAAGAGAAAGUAG